Molecule: messenger RNA, 1800 nt
Organism: Ochotona curzoniae (black-lipped pika)
Lineage: Eukaryota; Metazoa; Chordata; Mammalia; Lagomorpha; Ochotonidae
Gene: BASP1
Product: brain abundant membrane attached signal protein 1
Exons: 2
Coding region: 156-872 (238 amino acids)
Biological process (GO): negative regulation of DNA-templated transcription
Cellular component (GO): nucleus; cytoplasm
Molecular function (GO): transcription cis-regulatory region binding; transcription corepressor activity
Source: RefSeq, a predicted model, not a curated record
GCGCUCCGGCUCGCUCCUCGCUCCGGGCUGCGCCGUCGAACCGGGAGAGAAGCCUCGCCAGUGGCCAGGCACCGGGCGGACGACGCCAGCGACCCGGCCCUCGGCGGCACCGCGCUCAGCAGGGGCGGCACAGGCACCCAGAGCCGGACUCCAAGAUGGGAGGCAAACUCAGCAAGAAGAAGAAGGGCUACAAUGUGAACGACGAAAAGGCCAAGGACAAAGACAAGAAGGCCGAGGGCACGGGGACCGAAGAGGAGGGGACCCCCAAGGAGAACGAGCCCCAGGCGGCAGGCGAGUCCACUGAGACCCCCGAAACCAAGGAGGAGAAGCCCGACAAGGAUGCCCAGGACGCCGAGGGCAAGGCUGAAGACAAGGAAGGUGACAAGGAGGCAUCGGCAGCCGCCGAGGGGGCUCCCAAGGCCGAGCCCGAGAAGACGGAGGGGGCCGCCGACGAGCAGCCCGAGCCGACCCCGGCCCCCGAGCAGGAGCCCACGGCCAGCUCCGGCCCCGCUGCCGGCGGCGAGGCCCCGAAAGCUGCUGAGGCUGGGGCGGCGGCGGCUGCUGCACCUGCUCCGGCCGAAGGCGCCGCGGCCCCUGCAGGGGACGACGCGGGCAAGGAGGAAGGGGAACCCAAAAAGACUGAGGCUCCCGCAGCUCCUGUCACCCAGGAAACGAAAAGUGACGGGGCCCCAGCUUCAGACUCAAUACCUAGCAGCACCGAGGCUGCCCCCUCUAGCAAGGAGACAGCAGCAGCUACAGAAGCACCUAGUUCGACACCCAAGGCCCAGGCACCUGCAACCCCGGCAGAAGAGGCGAAGCCUGCCGAGGCCCCGGCUGCUAAUUCGGAUCAAACCGUAGCCGUGAAGGAGUAGGGACAAGGACAGCCUAUGGGAAAGAUAAUUCUGCUUAACAAAACAAUCUCCUCUUGCUGUCUCUGUCUCUCUCUUUCCUUCCCCGUCUCUCCCUCUCCACCCUCUCACUCACCCUCCUCUCUCUCUCUCUCUGUCCUAUACUAACUUGUUUCAAAUGGGAAGUAAGGAUAUGUAUUGCCCAAGGGAAAAAUAAAAAUAAGGAUGUCCCAUUGAGGGAGGGAGGGGGUAGGGAGAAUCCAAAUAGUAUUUUUGUGGGGAAAUAUCUACUAUACCUUCAGUCAACUUUACCAGUAAGUCCUGGGUUGAAAGAUCCGUGUCUGAAAGUGCGGUCCCUUCUUUGUACCUGAGCUGCCGUGGCAGGCACCCCUUGAGAGCCCAGGGGCUUGCCCUCUGCAAGGGGAGUCGCGAGUGGUGUGUUUGAUUUUUGCCCACAGGGCCUGUGCCAGGGGCCACUGGAUUUGUGAAAGCAGUAUUUUCUGUGUCUCGCUUUGAUUUACAGCCUUUCUUAUUUUAAUAUUUUUUUAACGUUGUGGAUGAAUGCCAACUUUCCGACAGAGCCCACCUAGCUGUCCACAUGUAUCUCGAUGCCAGUUCUCCAUUCUGCCUCUCCAGAUAUUUUUGGGAGUAACAAACAUUCUCUCAUCCUACUUAGCCUACCUAGAUUUCUCAUGACGAGUUAAUGCAUGUCCGUGGUUGGGUGCACCUGUAGUUCUGUUUAUUGGUCAGUGGAAAUGAAAAAAAAAAAAAAAGUCCGCGUUCAUUGCAGUUCCAGUUUCUCUUCCAUUCUUGUGUCACAGACACCAACACUCCACUCAUUGGAAAAUGGAAAAAAAAACAUUAAAAAAAAUAAAAAAAGUACAAUGGAUGCAUUGAAAUUAUAUGUAAUUGUAUAAAUGGUGCAACAGUAAUAAAGUUAAACAAUUAAAAA